AUAGACGCGGUUGUGUUACGUUAUUUUGACAAAAGGUAUUUAGAGUGUCGCGCUACAGAAAGUGGUACAUCAUCAGAAUGUGGUACUGGUACCAAAACUUGAUCCGUGUGACGUCAAAAAAUGGUACGCUGUCAGUGUUGUGAUUGACUGCUGCACAAAUCACUAGGAACAAGACAAAGUAGUUUACACACAGAAUCCUACAUAUUUACAAUGUUAGAUAACAGAAGCUGUUGCUCAUCAGUUAGUCAUAUAUUUGUUGAAUUGGUAAAAAAAAAAAAAAACAAUUAUAUUAUUAUUAUUUGUUUAUUUAGCAGACGCCGUUAUCCAAGGCGACUUACAGAGACUCGGGUGUGUGAACUAUGCAUCAGCUGCAGAGUCACUUACAUUUAUGUCUCACCCGAAAGACGGAGCACAAGGAGGUUAAGUGACUUGCUCAGGGUCACAAAAUGAGUCAGUGGCUGAGGUGGGAUUUGAACCGGGGACCUCCUGGUUACAAGCCCUUUUCUUUAACCACUGGACCACACAGCCUCCUAUUAAAAUGAACUUUAGAGGCCAACAGUAUCAUUUGUUCAGAUGAGCGUUUCCUUGUUUUCUGAGCUAAAAUUAUUUGCACAGCCCGGGCAAGCGCAGUACAUGGAGUACCACGUUUUAACAUGUACCGCAAAAUAACACGACCUGGGACUUUUUUAACAUAACAUUUACUGUUAUACAGGCUUUUCAGCACGAUAGGCUUUUUACAGUAUAUAGCGAAUAUUAAUGGGCUUUUCCACAUGGAUAGACAUUCUGUAAUAACACAGGGAUGUGGCAAAAACAAUGCUGAAGCAACCUUAUAUAACAUUUGUUAUUUUGCACAGUUUAAGCUGUGUCUGAAUGAACCACUCGCAGCGAGUCCAGCCUUUGAUAUGGAGACACUCCGCACUCACUUAACUUGAGCUUACAUUAAACUAUAAUGUGGGCACAUUUUAAGGUCUUUAUUGUAAAAAGGUCUUCACAGAAUUAAAAAAAAUAACUUAAUACAGUCAGUAAACUUCUUUAGUAACAAAACUAAUCUGUACACAAAAUAUUAAGGCAUUGUCGGGUGUUCAAUAUGCUUUUAGUACUCGCAUACACACACACGCGCACACACACACACACACACGUGUGGAAGGCCGUCCGGGUCAGAAACACACUAUUUAGUGCAUCUUCAAAUAUUUAGUACAUGCAGAGGCACUGGCCCCUCCAAUAAUCAUCUCCAAAAUAUUGAUUUCUGCCCUUUCUGUCACUGACACUCACACACUAAACGUAUUUCCUCAUAAAGUGCAGUUAUGGACGUGUGUGUACUUGGUUUGCACAUGUCCCGUCCCCCCCCCCCCCCCCAAUAAGAAAUAAGUAAUAAUAAUAAUGUGCAGUUAAGGACUGGCGCGUGUGUCCCUUUAAUGUUUGAGUCCAGCUGUAGUAGUACAAUUAGUGGAUAAACCGCACAUUUUAAAAAUGAUGCUAUUUUAUGCUAAACUGAAAACUGUUAAUAUACUAAAGGGAAAGCACUUGUGAAGCUGAAUCGAGAGCUUCAAUGCAGAGUUCCUGAAAUGCAGUGUGAUUUAUUCGUACACCACAUUGAGCCUGUUUUAACACUCGGGAAUCGGACAAUGCAAUUUUUAGACAAUAACAAAACAUCUGAUUUUUUUAAAAUACAAAACAAAACACAAGGCUGCGCCGUCAUAUUUAUACAUUCUAUUAAUAAUACAGUCAUAUUUAUACAUUCUAUUAAUAAUAGUCAUAUUUAUACAUUCUAUUAAUAAUAGUCAUAUUUAUACAUUCUAUUAAUAAUACAGUCAUAUUUAUACAUUCUAUUAAUAAUACAGUCAUAUUUAUACAUUCUAUUAGUAAUACAAAGCCUCUAUACAAGCAGGGCUGUGCCCUGCCCCCGCUAAUAGUGUGCAGGGCUCUCUCCUGCUGCCCUGCUGCAGGCUCUCUUACAACCGUAUUGUCAAUAAAAUGCACAGUAUUACUACAUUUAUAAUACUUUUCAUUGUACUGUCAAUGAAAUUUGAUUUCAGUGUUACUGUAGCUUCAGUAGAAACUCACAGUAUGCAUUUGGCAUUAUUUUAUUACUGUAACGUCAAGCUUGGCAAAUGUCUGUGAUAUUCUUUGAGCGCUGGAUGCGGAAGCAGGUAUCUUGUUUGUUUAUGUCCGUGUUAUGUCUGUGUUGAAGGGACUAUCUAUCUGACUAUCUGUACAGAUCCGCCUCCUUUUUUUUUUUUCGGCUGCUAUCGGUCUCACUCAGCCAUUGAAAGCUUUUCUCUGCUUUUUCCUGAGAAAAAAUGACUAGAGACCUGCGCUUGACGUCUUUUUGAUGAUGUCGGACCGGAAAGGGAAAAUUGUAAUGCUGGACCUGGUCCGCAAAGGGUUAAACUUUUUCAACAGAUAAAAUCCUAUGAUAUUAUAAAUUUAUUAAAAGAAAUUCUGUGUUCCUUCAAUAGUAAAGCCACUCCUGUUAUAAUGCCAGAUUGCAUUUGUCCCUUGAAUGCCCUUCAUAACACUGUAUUUAAAUAGAUACAUAAUUAUUUUUUCAGCAGCUACUAAACAGAAUCCGGUCUGCUGCCAUGGACAGUGUGAAGAUGGAAUCUGUCCAGAUUAAAGAGGAGUUUUCUGAACUUGAACCUGCCCCCAUUAGAGUGGAGUUCUCUGGGCUGGCUUCCCUCCCCAUUAAACAGGAGCUCUGUGAGAUGCAAUGUGACAGCAGUCAGCCAGAGGUCUCUGAGAUUAAAGCUGAGCACAAUGAAUUGGAGAUCCCCCAGACAGAAGAACCCCUUCCUGUUAAACAAGAAGAGGUGCUGGAAACUGUCCGUAUUAAACAGGAGCCCCCUGAAGUAGAGUUUGACCACAUGGAACCAGGGAAGGAAGAAUCCGAGGACUUCAAACCAAACAUCCCUGAGCUGGAGCCUGUACGCCUGCGGGAGUGUAGCGUGGUGCUGGAGAGAAUCUGCGUGAGAGAGCAAGGCGCUGGAGAGGAAGGCUCUCCCAACAGCACGCAAGGAGGUGGAAAGGAAGACGGGCGCUCCCAUUCAGAAUGCAGUCUAGCAGGUUCCAGUCCAGCAGCUAAAGCGAGGGCGGGCGGUGGAGAAUAUCCUGACUGUGGGAAAGGUUUCACCCAGUUAGGAAACCUGAAAACACACCAGCGAAUUCAUACAGGAGAGAAACUGUAUAGCUGCUCUGACUGUGGAAAGAAUUUCAGUGGUUCAGGAACCCUAAUAAGACACCAGCGAAUUCACACAGGAGAGAAACCGUAUUGCUGCUCUGACUGUGGGAAGAGUUUCAUUCAGUCAGAACACCUGAAAAGACACCAGCGAAUUCACACUGGAGAGAAACCAUUUUGCUGCUCUGACUGUGGGAUGAGUUUCAAUCAGUCAGGAGACAUGAAAAAACACCAACGAAUUCACACUGGAGAGAAACCAUUUUGCUGCUCUGACUGUGGGAUGAGUUUCAGUUACAGAGGAGCCCUGAAAGCACACCAGCAAAUUCAUCUAGGAUAUAGCCUGUAUUGCUGCUCUGACUGUGGGAAGAGUUUCAGUUUUUCAGGGUACCUGAAAACACACCAGCGAAUUCACAAAGGAGAGAAACCGUAUUGCUGCUCUGACUGUGGGAAGAGUUUCAGUCAGUCAGGAGCCUUGAAAAAACACCAGCGAAUUCACACUAGAGAGAAACCAUAUAUCUGCUCUGACUGUGGGAAGAGUUUCAGCCACACAGAAUCCCUGAAAACACACCAGCGAAUUCAUACAGGAGAGAAACCGUAUUGCUGCUCUGACUGUGGGAAGAGUUUCAGUCAGUCAGGAGACAUGAAAACACACCAGCGAAUUCACACUGGAGAGAAACCAUAUAUCUGCUCUGACUGUGGGAAGAGUUUCAGUCACACAGUAUCCCUGAAGGCACACCAGCGAAUUCAUACAGGAGAGAAACCAUAUUGCUGCUCUGACUGUGGAAAGAGUUUCCGUUUUAAAACCAAUCUUCAUACACACCAACGAAUUCACACAGGAGAGAAACCGUAUCACUGCUCUGACUGUGGGAAGAGUUUCCGUACUAAAAAUGACCUUCGAGUACACCAACGAACUCAUACAGGAGAGAAACCGUAUUGGUGCUCUGACUGUGGCAAGCACUUCCGUCAGGCAGGAGCUCUGAAAUCACACCAGAGACGAAGCCCAUGUUCAUUCAGAUCGAAACCUUGCUUUCCCACUCGUGUCAACGUCAUAUUCCUCCGACAGACAAGAACCAAUCAAAACGCGAGACUGUUAAGCAGUUCCAUCCCCAAAACCGGGGCUGCGUCAUACCUCCGCGUCUUUUCAAAGAGGAGAACAACAACAACAAACGCCAGAAAUUUAAAAGAAAAAAGAUUGAGCUCCGCAGAGUUGUUUUUAAUGUAUUUAACAUUUUGUUGCGCACCACUUGACAAGGCGUGGACGAUAAAUAAGAAAAAAGUGAAGAUGGAAUCUGUCCAGAUUAAAGAGGAGUUCCCUGAACUUGAACCUGUCCCCAUUAGAGUGGAGUUCUCUGGGCUGGCUUCCCUCCCCAUUAAACAGGAGCUCUGUGAGAUGCAAUGUGACAGAAGUCAGCCAGAGGUCUCUGAGAUUAAAGCUGAGCACAAUGAAUUGGAGAUCCCCCAGAUGGAAGAAUCCCUUCCUGUGAAACAAGAAGAGGUGCUGGAAACUGUCCGUAUUAAACAGGAGCCCCCUGAAGUAGAGUUUGAGCACAUGGAAGCAGUGAAGGAAGAAUCGGAGGACUUCAAACCAAACAUCCCUGAGCUGGAGCCUGUACGCCUGCGGGAGUGUAGCGUGGUGCUGGAGAGAAUCUGCGUGAGAGAGCAAGGCGCUGGAGAGGAAGGCUCUCCCAACAGCACGCAAGGAGGUGGAAAGGAAGACGGAUGCUCACAUUCAGAAUGCAGUCUAGCAGGUUCCAGUCCAGCAGCUAAAGCGAGGGCGGGAGGUGGAGAAUAUCCUGACUGUGGGAAAGGUUUCACCCAGUUAGGAAACCUGAAAACACACCAGCGAAUUCACACUGGAGAGAAACUGUAUCGCUGCUCUGACUGUGGGAAGAGUUUUAGGGAUUCAGGAACCCUGAAAAGACACCAGCGAAUUCACACAGGAGAGAAACCGUAUUGCUGCUCUGACUGUGGGAAGAGUUUCAUUCAGUCAGGACACCUGAAAAGACACCAGCGAAUUCAUACUGGAGAGAAACCAUUUCGCUGCUCUGACUGUGGGAUGAGUUUCAGUCAUUCAGGAGACAUGAAAAAGCACCAACGAAUUCACACUGGAGAGAAACCAUUUCGCUGCUCUGACUGUGGGAUGAGUUUCAGUCAUUCAGGAGACAUGAAAAAGCACCAACGAAUUCACACUGGAGAGAAACCAUUUUGCUGCUCUGACUGUGGGAUGAGUUUCAGUCAUUCAGGAGACAUGAAAAAACACCAGAGAAUUCACACAGGAGAGAAACCGUAUUGCUGCUCUGACUGUGGGAAGAGUUUCAGUUUUUCAGGAGACAUGAAAAAACACCAGAGAAUUCACACAGGAGAGAAGUCGUAUUGCUGCUCUGACUGUGGGAAGAGUUUCCGUUUUAAAAACAAUCUUCAUACACACCAACAAAUUCACACAGGAGAGAAACCAUAUCACUGCUCUGACUGUGGGAAGAGUUUCCGUUUGAAAACCAACCUUCAUAUACACCAACGAAUUCACACAGGAGAGAAACCGUAUCACUGCUCUGACUGUGGGAAGAGUUUCCGUUUUAAAGCCAACCUUCUUACACACCUACAAAUUCACACAGGAGAGAAACCGUGUCACUGCUCUGACUGUGGGAAGAGUUUCCGUACUAAAAAUGACCUUCGAGUACAUCAACGAAUUCAUUCAGGAGAGAAACCGUAUUGGUGCUCUGACUGUGGCAAGCACUUCCGUCAGGCAGGAGCUCUGAAAUCACACCAGCGAAUUCACAACGGUGACAAAGCCCAUGUUCAUUCAGAACGAAACCUUAACCUUGCAUUAUGAGUCCCUGUGUAAUUUACUGUUUUGUGUAUCGCUCUAAGAGCUUGAAUUUUAAAUGGUCAAAAUGCUGUUCAGCAACUAGCACUCUGAUUGUGUCAGAAAGUGGGCGGAGACGCGGACACGUCACAAGAGGCUUCUCUGCUGUCAGUUUAACUCAGGCUGUCAAUGCAGUCAUAAGAACAUAAGAAAGUUUAACAACGAGAGGAGGCCAUUCAGCCCAUCUUGCUCGUUUGGUUGUUAGAUCCCAGAAUCUCAUCGAGCAGUUCUUGAAGGAUCCCAGGGUGUCAGCUUCAAUAACAUUACUGGGGAGUUGGUUCCAGACCCUCACAAUUCUCUGUGUAAAAAAGUGCCUUCUAUUUUCUGUUCUGAAUGCCCCUUUAUCUAAUCUCCAUUUGUGACCCCUGGUCCUUGUUUCUUUUUUCAGGUCGAAAAAGUCCCCUGGGUCGACACUCUCAAUACCUUUUAGGAUUUUGAAUGUUUGAAUCAGAUCACCGCAUAGUCUUUGUUCAAGACUGAAUAGAUUCAAUUAUUUUAGCCUGUCUGCAUACGACAUGCCUUUUAAACCCGUGAUAAUUCUGGUCACUCUUCUUUGCACUCUUUCUAGAGCAGCAAUAUCCUUUUUGUAUCGAGGUGACCAGAACUGAACACAAUAUUCUAGGUGAGGUCUUACUAAUGCAUUGUAAAGUUUUAACAUUACUUCCCUUGCUUUAAAUUCAGCACUUCUCACAAUAUAUCCCAGCAUCUUGUUGGCCUUUUUUAUAGCUUCCCCACAUUGUCUAGAUGAAGACAUUUCUGAGUCAACAUAAACUCCUAGGUCUUUUUCAUAGAUCCCUUCUUCAAUUUCAGUAUCUCCCAUAUGAUAUUUAUAAUGCACAUUUUUAUUGCCUGCAUGCAAUACUUUACACUUUUCUCUAAUAAAUGUCAUUUGCCAUGUGUCUGCCCAGUUCUGACUGCUGUCUAGAUCAUUUUGAAUGACCUUUGCUGCUGCAACAGUGUUUGCCACUCCUCCUAUUUUUAUGUCGUCUGCAAAUUUAACAAGUUUGCUUACUAUACCAGAAUCUAAAUCAUUAAUGUAAAUGUAAAUUAAUGAUUUAGUUACACCACUGGUUACCUUGCUCCAUUUUGAGGUUUCUCCUCUAAUCAGUACUUUCCGUUUUCUACAUGUUAACCACUCCCUAAUCCAUGUGCAUGCAUUUCCUUGAAUCCCUACUGCAUCCCUUCCUUUCUGCAUAUUCCCGAUCCCAGUCAUUGCCUGGGAGCGGGAAUAUGCAGAAAGGAAACUAUUCUGCACCUCAUCUGAUGGACGAGUCAGGAGAAAUUGAUAACUCAGUGUGGGGAAUCAGUAUCAGGGUUUAGCAUUUAAACUUCAUAGACUUGAAAAUAAAUAAAUUGAUGGAACGAGUAUCCCGACCCCGGUAUGUAGCAUCCCAGAGACAAGACUGCACCGUCCUUACUGGACAACCGUCUGCAGGGUUUUAUUCUGUAAUCCCUGAUUAAAAAAGAUCGUGUUGCACCUGGACUCCAAGGUGAGAGGUUGAAGAUGAAUAAUCCUUUGUGCUAGGGUUAGGUUUUCAGUAAGAAGAGAGAGCUACUCAUUUAACGCAGAAGCAAAUUAUUUUGGAGCCUUCCCAGGGAAGAAAUGUGAAUGAAAUGAAACAUCCUAGUUCAAACAGCUGAGUGUAAAGGAUUGUUGGAAAUGUAUUCACUUGCAUCCACAUUAGCAUCUCUGUUCUGUAUUUUAGUGUCGUUUGGGGACUUCAGUUCCCAUGAUGCAUUUCGAGUUGCCAUGCUGCUCACACAAAUACGUGCGCUCCUUGAAGACAAGUGGAGGUGCUGAAAGCGAUGGAUAAUGCAGCACCGUACAAGAAAAAGAAAGAUGCUGCUGCAGAUUUCAACAUUCCCACAAGCACUUUGAAAACCGUUCUGAAAUAACGGGAUACAAUAAUACAGGCCUGUGAACAGCAAACUGGAUGCAAGUCGUCAGCGUUUCUGAUUUGCUCAAUACCUGAUGCUGAGGACGCCUUGCUUCUGUGCUUUAAAAAUGCCUGUGAUCAGAAUGUGCCUGAAUCUGGAAUCACUAUGAGACACACCCUGAGGAAUGAGCACAGCAGCUGGGACAUGCACAUUUCAACUGCAUUUCAUUUGCCAUGUAUACUUUUUAAAAGCUCACUUACAACUGUAAUUACAUUUAUAAUACUUUUCACUGUAGCCGACUGUAAUUGAAAUUUGAUUUCAGUCUCACUGUAACUUCAAUACAAACUGACCAUAUGCAUUUGAGACUGCUGAUAAUCAGAAUUACUGAUAACACUUUUUUGCUGGUCCCUUGAAAUUCAUUUUCAUGAGAAUUGACAGUAUGUGUAUAUGUGGUGUACAUGCGCGUCCGCAGUUAGGAACUGGUUUAGGGUGCAAUAAGUAAACUAUAUAACAAUAUAUAACAAGCAUCAUUACAUUUAGAUUUGCUCCCCCCAGUCAUACAGUUAAUAAAGCGUUUUAAAAAACAAUCACCAUCUGAAAUAAACAACCAAAGAACAUUCUGCAUUGAAACUGAGUUAAAAAAUGUUUUACUGACUAUACCUUACUACUUCUUAUCAUUUGCAUGAUUUAUUUUAAUUGCAAAUCUAUAUACUGCACUAUUUCAGUUUUGUUACAGGAUACAUUAGUUUAUCUCUAAUGUAAUCACAGUUUUAUAUAUACACUGCCCCUGUUCUGAGGCUAUAUGCCAAAUUCUGGACCGCUUUGCUUUUCAGAUAACGUCCCAAAUUCUGGGCUUUUCUGCUGUUCCGAAUUCAGCCGAGUUUAUGGGAUGUUCUGCUCUACACAUGACAGCCCAGUUUCUAGGUCAUACUCUCCCCAAAUUUUGUUUUAAGAAGAAACAGAAAUCAAUUUUUUUUUUUAAAGCUUAUUUAUUUAUUACAAUGAAUAAACUGCAUUGCACUGAAAUAGAUUAUUAAAGGUUAAUAUUAAAAUACAUUUUUGAGAAGGAACAUGGUAUUCCAAAAAAAGGACAUCUCAUUAGCUUAUGUAAUGUCCAUCAAUAUAUAGUCAUGCGUAGGGGUUUAUCAGACCUCAAUAUGAAUAGAAUAGUGGAAUUCAACAUAUUUUAUAAACCUAUCACAUGCAAAUAAAUAAAAAAAAAAUACAAAAAGGCCUAUAUCUGCUCUUUAGCUUAUUUGGUUUUAAGAGACCAGCGCCCUUCAACAACUUAACAUGGAUAUUAUUGGAUUGCAUUGGUCAAUUACUCCUCAUCUAUUCCUGAUAGUUAUACUGUAGGCUAGCGUGAGCAAGAUGGCUUGUGGGUGACGUCAGACCAGGAAGAGACACACAGUACUGGGAGGUAUGAAGUGCUGUUGGGCGAGUUUAUUGCCAAUUAAAGAUUUAAACAAACAAACAAAACACUUUGCAAAAUAAUAUGGCACGGUGGCCAAAACACAAAAUAAAGCGAACACUAAAUAAAACGUAAUGACAGUGCACGCUGGUGUAAUGACAGUGCACGCUGGUGUAAUGAUAGCACGCUGGUGUAAUGACAGUGCACGCUGGUGUAAUGCCAGUGUGCGCUGGUGUAAUGCCAGCACGCUGGUGUAAUGACAGCACGCUGGUGUAAUGACAGCACGCUGGUGUAAUGACAGUGCGCGCUGGUGUAAUG
Messenger RNA from Acipenser ruthenus (sterlet), 9645 nucleotides. Its product is annotated as zinc finger protein 850-like. Gene Ontology annotation, biological process: regulation of transcription by RNA polymerase II. The coding region runs from base 2583 to 6005 and encodes 1140 amino acids. Gene Ontology annotation, cellular component: nucleus. Gene Ontology annotation, molecular function: RNA polymerase II cis-regulatory region sequence-specific DNA binding; DNA-binding transcription factor activity, RNA polymerase II-specific. The record is from RefSeq and is a predicted model, not a curated record. Lineage: Eukaryota; Metazoa; Chordata; Actinopteri; Acipenseriformes; Acipenseridae. The transcript has 5 exons.